This is a messenger RNA of Setaria italica (foxtail millet), 826 nucleotides long. RefSeq lists its product as uncharacterized. NCBI's taxonomy places the organism in Eukaryota, Viridiplantae, Streptophyta, Magnoliopsida, Poales, Poaceae. The transcript is spliced from 2 exons. Gene Ontology annotation, cellular component: mitochondrion. Bases 174 to 521 code for a protein of 115 amino acids. The record is from RefSeq and is a predicted model, not a curated record.
CCCGGCCAGCGCCGCACGCCCGCACCCCGGCCCCAAAUCCCCAUCGCCCCCUCGCCCGCGCCUCGCCCGCGAGCGGCGCCGGCCGGCCGCGCCCUCGCCCGCGAGCGCCGCCCAGGCGCCCACUGCCACACUGUCACACCGGCUCGGGAAGGCACUCGGGAGAGGGGAGAGAGAUGGAGGCGGCGCUGCGUGGGAUCAGGGGGAAGCUUACGGAGCACCGGGAGAAGGUGGUGAGCGCUCUGCUGUUCGGCUCGUUCGUGGCGCUGGGGUGGCGGUCGGCGGAGCAGCAGCGCGAGAUCGAGGGCCUGGAGGCCGAGAAGAAUUCCCUCCGCGCCGCCAACGCCGCCAUGUCCACCGUCAUGUGGGGAUGGCGGGAGGAGCUCUUCUCCCUCGCCGCCACGCCCUCCUCACCCAUCUCCGCCUCCCGCCUCCGCCACAUCUACGGCGAGGAGGAGCCCGCGCCGCCCAGGCCCAGGCAGCCAGGAUCAGAUGCUGGGGAGGAAUCGAUCUCUAUAGCGUGAAUCUUUUGCGCCUUUUCUGUUGCAGUGUACGGUGUUUAGCAUUGUCAGAUAGCCAGACUGUCUCCCUGAAGGCAAUAAUGUUUUGUUAGUUAACCAGAGUAAUUUUGCACUGUGUUGCAAAUAAGCUUACCGAUUUUCAUCGACCCUAACAUAUGGAACAGUGUCGUCCUUGGUUUUGCCUUUCAAAGCUAUACUGUGAGCUGGCAUAAUAUAAGGAACAGUGUUGUAUGAUGUGCUGCUUUUCCCCUCUGGAAACUUGAAAUUAUGUGCUGCUUUUAAUGUAUGGUAAUAGUUGGUGAGCUGAA